AUGGGCAAUGAUGGCGGCAGCAUCCCGACGCGCCGCGAGCUGGUGAAAGAGGCCGCCAAGAACCCUUCCGCCACGGAGAUCAAGGAAUCUCAGCACGAACAGCAGGAGUACCACUGGACAACAGACCCAAUCUCACAGGAGCCGCUGGCACCGCCCAUCGUCUCGGACUCGUCUGGAAAGCUAUACAACAAGGCGACUAUCUUGGAGUACCUCGUGGAGGGCAAGCGCAAGGACGAGGUCGACCGAAUCACCCAGGGCGCAGUGAAGGGCUUGAAGGACAUUGUCGAAGUCAAGUUCGAGGUGGACGACGAAGCUACCGCGAAGCGCGAGUUCUGGAAAUGCCCCGUGACCGGGGAUAAACUAGGACCUGGCUCGAAAGCGGCAUACAUCGUCCCCUGCGGCCAUGCCUUCUCCGGCACCGCCAUCAAGGAAGUCUCGGGCGAGAAGUGCCUGACGUGCGAGACGGAAUACGCAUCCAACGACAUCAUCCCCAUCCUCCCGACUUCCACGCCAGACAUCGCGCGCCUCGCGCUCCGAGUCAAGACGUUGCAGGAGAAAGGCCUGACGCAUUCUCUGAAGAAGGCGACUGGCGGCGGCGGAAAGAAGCGCAAGAAGAAGGACGAGAGCUCGGAGGAGACCGCAAGGGUGACGACCAACGGCGCGUCCCAGAAAGAGCACGGCACACGCGACGACGCACCAGCCGCGGAGACGCAUGCCUCCCACGGCAUCAACAACGCCUCGACCGCGUCUCUGACGGCGAAAGUCAUGCAGGAGCAGGCGAAAUCCAAGAAGCGAAGGCUGGAAAGCGACAAUGUUCGCAGCCUCUUCUCCACCAAGAAUUCGUCGUCGGGCAAGAACAGCGAUUUCAUGACGCGAGGAUACAGCGUCCCCGCUGCUUCGAAACGAUGA
Messenger RNA from Lecanosticta acicola, 909 nucleotides. NCBI's taxonomy places the organism in Eukaryota, Fungi, Ascomycota, Dothideomycetes, Mycosphaerellales, Mycosphaerellaceae. The record is from the annotation of a GenBank genome assembly.